Messenger RNA from Protobothrops mucrosquamatus (brown spotted pit viper), 714 nucleotides. RefSeq lists its product as uncharacterized. The record is from RefSeq and is a predicted model, not a curated record. The transcript is spliced from 5 exons. Bases 1 to 714 code for a protein of 237 amino acids. Gene Ontology annotation, biological process: defense response to virus; innate immune response; positive regulation of immune response. Gene Ontology annotation, molecular function: cytokine activity. NCBI's taxonomy places the organism in Eukaryota, Metazoa, Chordata, Lepidosauria, Squamata, Viperidae.
AUGUUCCGUUUUGCACGGUUGAAGGCGACAAACAGGCCCAGGAGUUUCAGUGGCAUGGAGAGGUCUCGCUACGGAGAAGUGAGCUGCCCGUCCUCUAACCGCCUCUCUGCUUCAGGUCCCAGGAAGUGGCUGCUGAUUCCUUUGGCCCUCAUGAUCCUGCUGAAAGUCCCCGGGGUCCAGAGUCUGCCAGUCGGAUCCUGCCAUUUCCCCCAAAUUGCAGAACAUUCGGACGCCUUUAGGCAACUCAGGAACCGAUACGAGGACGAGAGGUUCAAAGGGGGCGAACCCUGGAAAAACUGCACCCGCCAGCAUCUCCGCUUCCCCCGAGGGAAAAUGCACCACUUGAGAAGCAAAUGGGAAAAGCUGGAGGCCGUGGAAGCAGAGCUGGCCCUGGUCGUGCCCGUCUUGCAGAACCUGAGUGAGCCGCCCUUCUCCAAACAGGCCUCCAAGAUUUUGGAGUUCCUGCAGCCGCUCAAGGACGCUCUGGCCCCCUGCAUCAGGCACAAACCUCCCCACAGGCAGAAGUCCAGCCACCUCCAGGAGUUCCAGGAAGCGAUCCAGAAAUUCAACGCCAGCAGCGUCCAGCAAUCACCGAAGUGUCUGGAGGCAGCGGUCGGCCUCAACAUUGUGCGUCUCCUGGAAGAGGACAUUGCUCAGCUCCAGCACCACUUCCGCCACCGCCAUCACUUCCGUGCCACCACCCACCUAGGCUAG